Messenger RNA from Telopea speciosissima, 621 nucleotides. RefSeq lists its product as uncharacterized. NCBI's taxonomy places the organism in Eukaryota, Viridiplantae, Streptophyta, Magnoliopsida, Proteales, Proteaceae. The record is from RefSeq and is a predicted model, not a curated record. The transcript has 2 exons. The coding region runs from base 79 to 606 and encodes 175 amino acids.
CUCUCUCUCUCUCUUGCUCUGAGUCUGUUUUGCACUUUUGCUUGCUGAAGGAGCUAAGGAGGAUUGAAUUACGGAGAGAUGACGAUGCUGCAGGUUUCAGGUGUCAUUACCGAUGCAUUAGUGGUUUUCCCUUCCACUGGGGUUCACAAGUCCCUAGAAUCUAAGAGUUUUCCGGCCUUCUCAGAUGCCAAGUCUCUUCUUUCCGGUGGAAUGCUCAAGAAAUGCUCAUCCUUUAGUAUUCUGAGGGUUGGAAGUGGUAUGGAGAAGUGCCGGAUGAGGGGCUUAACAGUGAGAGCAUCAGGAAAUUCUGGCGAUAACAUGACACCAGUUGCACCUCUUCAAUUUGAAUCUCCGGUGGGUCAGCUUUUGGUGCAGAUAAUGCAAACCCAUCCACACCUACUCCCUGCAGCAAUUGAUCAGCAGCUUGAGCACCUUCGAACUGAUCGAGAUGCACAGAAAGACGAGGCAUCAUCAUCAUCCUCUCAAGAUUUCCUCUACAAGUAUGUUUGUGAUUUUUCUACUUUGUUAUGUUCACUAAUUUUGUGUCUUUGGACCAAGGCUCUAGCUUUCCAUUGGCUUUGUUGUUGGAACUGCGCAUUUCACUGAACAAAAAUCAAUUAU